Molecule: messenger RNA, 1158 nt
Organism: Humulus lupulus (European hop)
Lineage: Eukaryota; Viridiplantae; Streptophyta; Magnoliopsida; Rosales; Cannabaceae
Exons: 7
Coding region: 1-1158 (385 amino acids)
Biological process (GO): protein phosphorylation
Molecular function (GO): protein kinase activity; ATP binding
Source: RefSeq, a predicted model, not a curated record
AUGGUUUUCUUUAAGGGUUGCUAUGUUGGAGAUCAUGGUCUAGCUGUUGUUGGACAGUCUUAUGCUGGUUUAGUUGAAUUAGCUCUUGGUUGUGGGACUUCAUUGAAAGCUCUUGGUAUUGCUGCUUGUGCUAAGAUAACUGAUGUCUCACUGGAAGCAGUGGCCGUACAUUGCAAGUCUCUUGAGACCCUUUCUUUAGAUUCUGAGUUCAUGCACAACAAAGGAGCAAAUCAAACUGGAAAAUUAUUUCUGAAUUCCAUUGAGCAAGGAAGUUGUCUUGUUCUGCUUACAAGGUUCCGCGGAAACAUCUCUGGUUGUGGGAUUGAGAAGCUAGUUAGUGGGAAUGGUGGCUAUUCUGACUACUCUCUUGAUGAUGUUACCAAUAAAUUGGGAGAUAGAGUUAGAAGUUUAAAUGAAAACUGUGAACUUACAAGUUCUAAAGGAACCUGGGAGAGUUCUUGUGAUUUUUGUGUGAAGAGCUGGGAAGACAUUAGGGGAAUGGAUUCACCAUCUACAAAACAUGAGCCUGUUAACAUUGAAAAUGAAAUGUGUAGGUUCGCGGUUUUGGUGUCGAUUAUUGGUAGCAGGAUUGAAGAUGUUGGAUAUAUUAACCCAUUUUCACAUACCUUGGGGGACAAACACUCAACUCUGCUGGUCUGUGUUUUUUGCAUAAUAAAAGAAAGGGAAGACAUAAAGCAUAGUAAGAAGAAUAGCAUUAGAAAAGGUGUAUGGAUUCUAAUUGGUUUCCUAAUAGGAGUUGUAAUGAUGGUAUUGGGUGCUGCAUGCUUCCUGGAUGUCCUUACAAAAGAGCCUGCUUGCCGAAAAGUACCUGUCAAGGAAGUGUAUGCUGCAACAAACAAUCUCUGUGAAUCAAAUGUAAUUGGUGAAGGAACUGCAGCAAUCCUAACAGGUGUUAUUUUUAAAUCAGGAAAGGUCUACAAAGGGAUACUAUCAAAUAAGCAACCCGUACCAAUUAAGCACAUCAUUAAUGAUGAAGAUGUUGAAACAUUUGUCAGGGAACUUACUAGCUUAGCACAUAUAAGACACCCGAACCUUGUAGCUUUGCUUGGUUGUUGUGUAAGGAAAGAUGAUGGUUUCCUUAUUUAUGAGCUUUGUCCAAAUGGGAACCUCUCUGAAUGGAUUUUUGGUAUUUCCUGA